Molecule: messenger RNA, 1557 nt
Organism: Nematocida major
Lineage: Eukaryota; Fungi; Microsporidia
Exons: 1
Coding region: 1-1557 (518 amino acids)
Source: RefSeq, a predicted model, not a curated record
AUGGGUAAAACACACAGAAGAGAAAAGUCAAUAGAUAGAAGCGCCAUGAAGCCAAAAGAAGCAAAAAAUCCGCUUAUAAAGCCGGUCCAGUCGAUUCGAAUAGGCUCACCGUCCAUGGGGUCUAGCAGAGACCAGUCUAGGACGCACAUAAAGAUGGGAAACAUUCGGAUGGAUGGAGGCAGGCCGCAGGCUGAAGGAGACAUAACGCUGGACAACUACAAAACAGAAGGCGAGCUUCAGAUAGCCAUGAAAAAGAUCAACAAGGCAGCCAAGAAGAUAGAGGAGGCGCACGCCCAAAAGAAAGCUGUUGCUACUUGGGAGGCCUCCGACUCUGACUACACCUUGACGAUUGAUCCGGCCAUGCAGAAGAUAGAGUUCGAAGAAAUACCCGAAAGCUUUUCCGAGGAGUCAGAAGAGUCCAAGCAGAUGCGGAUUGAGUCGACCCAGGCCAGCGACUGGGAGGACUUCCCGACCGAGGAAAUGCCAGUUCUGAGGAGCAAUGUAGCACUUCACACAUCCCUUGGAAACAUGCGCAUUUCCGACGCAAACAAAAAGGCCAAAGCCCCGCUCUCUGGAAGCUCUGCAGGAAAGGCAAUGCAUCCAAAAAUGCACGAGCUGCUUACAACCCCAGCACAUCUGCGGCACACCGGACGAAGGUUUGGAGAGGCCAAGACGGCCCGCCAAAGCGCAGGCUCCGGAAAUGCCCCGCUGAAGAAAGCAGCAUUUGCGCAUGCGGACAACAUAAGGCCAGCGGUCAACACGCCAGACAUGGCAAAACACAUAAAAGGAAGUGCGCCCACAUACACGAGCGAAAAUGUUUUGGGGUACAGCAAAGUAGAUCCGAAGACAAAUGCUCGGGCGACGUACUUCAACAUAAUGCAGAACAAGCAGGCACUUGGCGAGCAAGGCAAGAGAGGCAAUGGCUCUGGCCUGCAGAGGGGCCCAGAAAAAACGGGCAGCCAGAUGAACGGAAGUGCUGCAGGCUCGAAAGUUCUGGGGGGAAGAAGUGCAGGAUCUAGCGCAAGAAGUGCAGGAUCUAGUGCAGGGUUUAGCGCAGGAAGUGCAAGAAAUGCAGGAUCUAGUGCAGGGCCUAGGACAGGAUCUAGCGCAAGAAGUGCAGGGUUUAGCGCAGGAAGUGCAAGAAAUGCAGGAUCUAGUGCAGGGCCUAGGACAGGAUCUAGCGCAAGAAGUGCAGGGUUUAGCGCAGGAAGUGCAGGAAGUGCAGGAUCUAGGGUAGGAUCUAGUGCAGGAAGUGCAGGGUUCCAGACAAGCCCUGCAGAUCACUCUGCAGUGGCAAAUGCUAACAGAAUUCGAGCUACAGCGCUUGCGCAGGAGGCGAGAGUAGUAAUGACAGAGAAUGGCCUGGCACAGGUGCAGCGAAUGCAGCGCAGGGAGGUUGUGGAAAGAGUCUACAAGACAAAAAACCCAUCAAAGCACGAUCCCUCGCUGAAGCGCGUGAACCACAAGGUACACAACAGAGUUGCAAUGAACGAGUAUGCAAAGGCGACCAAGUACCCCUCAACGUACAAGCCGCCAAAGAUGAGUGACCUUGAAUAA